AUGCUUGUGCUGAUUUCAGUGUUAGAACUAUGUUAAUCUGAGUGAGUGUUUCCUCUAUGAUCUGAGUGAACACCAGCACCACCUUGAGCCAAGAAAAGUCCAGUUUGUGAGUGUCUCCUUGGAAAACAAUAUCCUCAGGUGAUACUAGGACCUGCUAGUACAAGGGUUUAAUAGUUUUUUGCAAUGUUUUUUUAAUAGGGUGGGACAAUUCAAAGAGCUGAUUGUUAAGAUUUUUUUAUCCUGUCAAGAAGACAUCUGACCCUGUUUUCUGCUUCCUCUCCUUGUUUAAGAGGCAGCACAUCUCUUCUUAAGGGACCCUGCCCCUAGUCUUUAACAAUGAAGUUCAACCUGUUCAGAAAGCCGCAAUCCAUGGCGGCUGCGGAGCCCACCAGUGCUCCCACCAUGACCAUGGCUACAUCUCCGGCUGCGAUCUCCACCUCUGCACCGGAUACUUCAGGCUCCAACAACACAGAAAUCAGCAAGAAUGACAUGUUUGAGGAGAUCAAGAGCAAAUUCCUGAAUGAAAUUGAUAAAAUUCCUCUUCCUCCAUGGGCUUUGAUUGCCAUCGCUGUGGUGGCUGCAUUGCUCGUCCUCACUUGCUGCUUCUGUAUAAUCAAAAAAUGCUGCUGCAAGAAGAAGAAGAACAAGAAAGGAAAGAAGGGCAAAGAUGGCUUCAACAUGAAGAACAUGCAGGGCGGCGAGGAUGAUGAUGAUGAUGAGGGAGAGACUGGACUGACAGAGGAGGAGAAAGAAGAAGAGGAGAAAGAACAAGAAAAACUGGGAAAGCUGCAAUACUCUAUAGAUUAUGACUUUGAGAACACAAAGCUCACAAUUGGAAUCCUUCAAGCUGCAGACCUGAUGUCCAUGGACUCUGGUGGAACCUCUGAUCCUUAUGUUAGAGUCCUGCUGUUGCCUGAUAAGAAGAAAAAGUUUGACACGAAGGUGCACAAGAAAACUCUAAAUCCUGUCUUCAAUGAGACAUUUGUUUUCAAGGUGCCCUACGAAGAGCUGGGUGGCAAGACCCUGUGCAUGUCCGUGUAUGACUAUGACCGAUUUUCCAAACAUGAUGUCAUCGGAGAGGUGAAGCUGCCCAUGAAUACCAUUGACCUCGGACGGCCAAUCGAAGAGUGGCGGGACCUGGAGAGUGCUGAUCAAGAGGAGCCUGAAAAACUUGGAGACAUCUGCAUCUCCCUCCGUUACGUCCCCACAGCGGGUAAACUCACCGUCUGCAUCCUGGAGGCAAAGAACCUGAAAAAGAUGGACGCCUGCGGCUUGUCUGAUCCUUAUGUAAAGAUCCAGCUGUUACAGGGAGGUAAACGUUUGAAGAAAAAGAAGACAACUGUGAAGAAGAACACCCUCAAUCCAUACUAUAAUGAAUCCUUCAGCUUUGAAAUUCCUCUGGAGCAGAUGCAGAAAAUCUUGGUGGCAGUCACAGUGUUUGAUUAUGACAAGAUAGGUAAGAACGACGCCAUUGGAAAGAUCUUUGUUGGCAGUAAGGCUACUGGCUUAGGUCUCAAGCACUGGUCAGACAUGCUGUCUAAUCCACGCCGCCCUAUUGCCCAGUGGCAUGUAUUGCAGCCAGAAGAGGAAAUUGAUGGUCAGCUUGCAAAGCUGAAUGCAAAGAAGUAACACGCCAUCAACCAGCUGUUGCUCUUAUUCAGUAAAUGAAGCCCCUAUCCCUACUUUGCAUGAAUUCCAUGACCUAACAGAAGACUACUUGUCAUGAAUCCUGCUCAGCAAAAAUAAUAGUAAAAUAAAGACAUCUUAGGAUAUCUUGUUAUUCAUGGUAGAGUCAAGGAAGCUCUUUUUUAAGCUUUGGAUUUCAGACAUAGCGUUUGAUGAGAAGAAAGUUUUUAGUUUCUGGGUGAGUAGUUAAUGAAUGAUUGACUUAUAGUCUUUCUUUCAUUUUGAAGAAACUUAGAAACUGUAAUUUUUGUGUGCAGACACUAAAUGGAAGUCUUGGUAAAAACAAUGCUGGAUCAAAAGCUUUAGUUGCUAGAGCAUGCUUUACUUAACUUCCCACUGCUCUACACACACCACAGUAUUGUAUCUUGCUAAUAAAUGUGAUAUAAUCUGCAAUAGAAAGUCCUGUAGUUUUGAGCAUUGAGUGGGUUUUCAUCUACUACAGCAAGCAGAUUUAACUAAGAUCGAAUCAGGUUAAAGUCACUGAAUGCAUCAAUCAACUUUGAAAUACAUUUUCAAUGCAAGUUUGCCUAUAAUUUCUGAGCAUUUUAGCAGGAAUGUCACAGUUCUAUGAUCUUUGUUGCCUGUUUUAUCUUGCCAUGAUGGCAUAUUGACAUUAAGAUUCAACACAUCUCUUCAGAUAGAUUUAAUAUGGGAGAGAAAUACAAGGAUGCCUUUCUGAUAUGACACUCUCUGAGAAGUAAUAAUAGGUUCAUUGUUUAUCUUUAAGAGGUUAUAUCUUCUUCCAAAGCUGUCAGGGAUAAUGUGAAUGUGCCAUCAAAUUUCUGGCUUGAGCUGUGUUAACCACUUGGAUGUAAAACUGUCUAGGUCCUUGAACAAAGGAGAGACAUUGCUAGAAUUGCUGUUUAUGCUCAAAGAGAUCAUAAGGUAUUUUGUUAGUUAGAAUUCUGCUGUUGCUUUAAAGCAAUAGUGCCAUUUUUUAACUGAAAAAAUUCACUGGAAUACGUAAAGCAGGUAAUUGCCUUUGAUUAAUGCUGUAGCUUAUCCCACUUUCUUUUCUUUUUUUUACAUGAAAUUAAGUCUGAAAUAAGAUGUAGUGUCACUUUUUAAAAGAAUGUGAACUUCAGUAUAAAAUCCAAGUUUGUAGAAUUUAAACAUGAAAAUAUAGCCUACACAUCUUGGACCAUCUGCUUUUAAUAGAGCUACAGCAUCAAGCAUGUAUCAUGCCUCACAGUAUUUCGUCUUCAGUCAAAACACAAGCUUUGUGAUCCUGGAACCAAAUGCUGCAACAUGGUGUUCUGCUUUCAUCACAUAACGUGCAGAGGCUUGGAAACAAGAAAGGACACAAUCAGUUAUUUAUUAAAAGCUGCUGAUUAACACAGUAUGUGUUUAAGUCAUUACAAUAAACUUAACAUGACCAUUUUAAUACUGGUGAAUUUUUAAAUAUGAAAUAUCUUACUGUUAGAUAUCAAAUUGUUUGAUGUGGUCU
Messenger RNA from Melanotaenia boesemani (Boeseman's rainbowfish), 3133 nucleotides. RefSeq names its product synaptotagmin-2-like. NCBI's taxonomy places the organism in Eukaryota, Metazoa, Chordata, Actinopteri, Atheriniformes, Melanotaeniidae. Gene Ontology annotation, cellular component: axon; synaptic vesicle membrane; dense core granule. The transcript has 9 exons. The coding region runs from base 337 to 1629 and encodes 430 amino acids. Gene Ontology annotation, molecular function: calcium ion binding; phosphatidylserine binding; clathrin binding. The record is from RefSeq and is a predicted model, not a curated record. Gene Ontology annotation, biological process: regulation of dopamine secretion; synaptic vesicle endocytosis; calcium ion-regulated exocytosis of neurotransmitter.